AUGGCUCCCACCAAGCGCUCCUCCGGUUCAGCACCUCUUGCCCCAAAGCGCCCACGACUCCCAAAACGACCUGAAGAACAUGAAGAUUUACUGACUGAUGAGUCUGAAAUAUCUUACCGAACAUUGACUCCACUGCCAGCCCGCACUCGGACGCAGGAGGAGCCUGAGGCAAUUGAGGCGCCAGAGGCAAUUGAGGCGCCAGAGGUGGAAGAAAUAGUUGAUACUAGCCACUCAGACUAUGAUGAUGCUCCGGAGAAUGACCACGAGAGCUCUGAGGAGGAUGAGGAUGAACCGGAGGAUGAACCUCAAGCCCCCCCCCAUCUUACACCCAGAAGUCUCAGACUGUCGGAAAGAGACCUCAUACAGUUCAGCCGACUACUGCCAGAGCACUGGGCAAUGCUCGGAGGAAACCAACUGACGCGGUAG
Messenger RNA from Morchella importuna, 426 nucleotides. RefSeq lists its product as uncharacterized. NCBI's taxonomy places the organism in Eukaryota, Fungi, Ascomycota, Pezizomycetes, Pezizales, Morchellaceae. The record is from RefSeq and is a predicted model, not a curated record. The coding region runs from base 1 to 426 and encodes 141 amino acids. The transcript is spliced from 2 exons.